AUGAUUGAGCAGAAACGGUUGAGCGACAACAAAGCACAUUCUGAACGACUAAGUACAUUUGUUUUAUUAUUUACGCGUGAACAAGUCAUCUGCAAAAUGACGGACAGGAAGGUCCUGAAAUUUCCCAGAAAUGUUUACAUUUGUACUUUUCUUCAUUUAUUGAAAGGCGUGACUGAAGCCUUCAUGUUUCUAUAA
Molecule: messenger RNA, 195 nt
Organism: Clunio marinus
Lineage: Eukaryota; Metazoa; Arthropoda; Insecta; Diptera; Chironomidae
Source: the annotation of a GenBank genome assembly